GUAGAGAACACGACAAGAACUUUGGAACACCCCGUGAAAAGCUGAAAAGGUGUGUUUUAUUCGUGAAGGGUUUUUCCAACGCACAAAAUAAGCGCACCACACGGAGAGAGGAAAAUCGAAUCGAAUAGUAUAGUAGGGAAAAAGUGAAUAUUUUUUCAGAUUAAGAAAACCAAGUUUUGUGAAUAGAUACAAACUAAAUGUAGUGAAAAAGUGAAAACACAAAUGUCGAGAUUGAGGAAAAGUUCAGAAAAGAAAAGGAAAAAUAAGGGAAAUCCUCGCGACCGAUGAAUUCUUCUUCUUCAUUUCCCGUUUGGUGGUAGUGUGAAAAUUCUCCGUUUUCUUGUCGUCGUGAUUUUUCUUUCUGAGCUGAAUUCAGUUCGCGAGGAAAAAUCGAAAUCGAAUUCGUUUCGCAUGUGCGUGUGCCCGUUUCGUAGAUAUUAAGUGUGUGAAAAAUGUUCUUGUUUUUUCUUGGUUUUUUACGGUUGUAAGUUUGCAGAGUUUUCGCAAGUUUCCCGGAGUUUUCGCGAACGCAAAUUCCCAGCGCAAGUUUUUUUCGGGGGUAGUAACUAAAUAGGUUUUCUGAUGAGACGAAAUAUGUAUCCGGAAAUUCGCGAGUGAUUUUCAAGGAACUGAAAACGCCCCACAAGAUGGAUUAGGACAGACAGUGGCUAUGGAUAACCAUUUCAUCGGACCGUAAGGGUAGCAAAAAUCCAAUAAGUUUUGGUACCUUUCACGGGCAACGGUCAUACUUGCGAGGGGUGGGCACUAUCUUCGGAGCACCUUCCCAUCCAGAUCCAUCUCAACAUUCGCAGAAUUUUCGGGUUCUACAGUUUGGAGCGUACUCGGUCAAAAUAGGGAAACGACGUAAAGGUGGAUGCGGGUCGAGUAAAAAUCCAGAAUAGGGGCCAAAAUGGAUGACGAUGCCGUAUCGAGUCGUCCGCACUUGAUUCGAGUGGCGUGAAGUCUCGACGACCGGCAGCGGAUCCGUGGAAUUUCAAUUCCGUACACUUUCCACACAAAAUGGCGGAUGGUGGACACUCAUUUGGAAAGAAAACGUUUCACAAGCCUACCUAUUGUCAUCAUUGCUCGGAUCUACUGUGGGGCCUGAUUGGACAAGGAUACAUUUGUGAAGUAUGCAACUUUAUUGUCCACGAACGAUGCGUGACGAGUGUUGUAACACCCUGUUCUGGAAUCGCUCCAUGUAUAAUCAAGAACCCGGUGGCCCACUGUUGGUCAGAGCCAACCCAUCACAAAAGAAAAUUUUGUACGGUCUGUCGAAAGCGUUUGGAUGAAUCAUCAGCUGUCCAUUGUCUAAUUUGCGAAUAUUUCGCCCAUAUUGAGUGCCAAGAUUUUGCGGUUCCUGACUGUAAAGAAAAUGCAACCUAUGUUCCCGGAAAAGAGUUGUUAAAUGUUAAACAUCAGCAUCACUGGCGUGAAGGCAACUUACCAUCAACUUCAAAAUGUGCUUAUUGUAAAAAGACAUGUUGGUCAUCAGAAUGUCUAACAGGUUAUCGUUGCGAGUGGUGCGGGAUCACAACUCAUGGCGGCUGUCGAAAUUUUAUCAUCAGCGAUUGUACAUUCGGUGUCCUGCAACCUAUUUACCUGCCACCACAUGCGGUUUCCAUACCACGAACAGAAGUGCCUAUGGAAGCCAUAAUAGGCGUUCAAGUGAAAUCGAAAAGUACACCACUGCAGAGGGAUUAUUCAUGUCCACGAAGUAUUUCUGAAGAGUUUAGUAGCGGAGAUACUGCAGCAAGAUUUCGUGAUGAGGAUAAAACUGAUACAGCAGCUACGGCAGGUGGUAGUGGAGGAAGCGGAGGUGGCUCUUCAUCCCAUUAUCGAUCUGAAUCAGCCCAUAAGACUGAUAAAGACAAGGAUAAGAAAGAUAAAGAUAAAGAGGAUCGUGAUGAAGAAUCCAUUAAAGUUUUCGAUGGCAACUCUUCGCUAAAACGUCGGAUUUAUCGUGUAAUCACAGUGUCUCGCACAUGUACCUUAGAACAAUUAUUAACGACAGCCUUAAGAGCAUUUCAUAUAACUCGUGAUCCAAAUGCAUUUUAUUUAACGGACCUUUACGCUCAAACAGGCGAAGAUACAAUACUUCAAGAUCCGAAUCCUGUUAUGAACCUAACACAUAUUGAAGGCAAACGGCCAGCAAUUUAUCUUAGGUUUCAUGACAAAGAAAAUGAGAAAGGAUUCGUUCGGGUUUAUCCGGGUAAACUUCAGUGUUCGCUUGAAGAUCCUUUCGUUAGUGUUCCUGUAGAUAAUGAAACUACUGUUAAAGAUUUGAUUCGUGAUGCAUUAGAUCGAUUCGGACUUCAGGAUAAUCAAAUUCAAGAUUAUAGGUGUUCAGAAGUGUUGUUAGAUCGUGGUGUAACAGAGCGCAUCCUUUCGUGGAACGAACGUCCAUGGGAAAUUAUGAAACAAUUGGGGAAAGAAUCAAUUCGCCAAAUGGAACUCAUGCGAUUUUAUCUGCAACAUAAGCAAGAUCCACAUGGACCAAACAUAGCACUAUUUGUUGGAAAUCUACCACCUGGCUUAUCGCAACGGAAUUAUGAACAAAUUUUAAGCAAAUACGCCACCGAGGAGAAUAAGUUUACAAGUAUCGGUCCCAUAUAUUAUGAAUACGGCUCAGUAGUUAUAACAUUCGAAGAUGCAUCGAAAGCGGUGCGAGCAUUUUACAAUCUACGGGAAACAAUUGUGGAAGACAAAAAAUUACUUGUGUUAUUACUUCCAAACAUAGAACCUAGUAUGAUACCACCGGAUGUACGACCAUUAUUAGUUUUUGUAAAUGUUAAAUCAGGAGGUUGCCAAGGAUUAGAGUUAAUUUCUAGUUUUCGAAAGCUACUAAACCCCUAUCAAGUUUUUGAUCUUGACAAUGGUGGACCAUUACCAGGACUGUACGUGUUUCGACAAAUCAAACAUUAUAAAAUUUUAGUGUGUGGUGGGGAUGGUACUAUUGGUUGGGUAUUACAGUGUCUCGAUAAUGUCGGGCAAGACUCUGAAUGCUCUAGUCCUCCAUGCGCAAUAGUACCAUUAGGAACUGGUAACGAUUUGGCACGGGUGCUACGAUGGGGACCUGGCUACACUGGUGGCGAAGAUCCUCUCAAUUUACUCCGAGAUGUUAUAGAGGCUGAGGAAAUUCGAUUAGAUCGAUGGACUGUUGUGUUCCAUCCUGAAGAUAAGCCCGAGGAGUCAGCGCUUAAGGCGCCAUCCAAUUCUACUGGUAAGAAGAAGAAGGUUCAUCAAGCACAACUAUCACAACAGAAUCAGCAUCAUCAAAUUCCGGCCAUUACAUCGAGUGAUAUAUCAGGAGGUGGCACUCAAAGCGAAGAUAAUUCGCAAAUAUUCGUCAUGAACAAUUACUUUGGUAUCGGUAUUGAUGCAGACUUGUGCCUGGAUUUCCAUAAUGCCCGCGAGGAGAAUCCAAAUAAAUUUAAUUCUAGACUACAUAAUAAAAGUGUUUAUGUGAAAAUGGGCCUUCGGAAAAUCGUUGGACGUAAAACUAUCAAAGAACUCCAUAAAGAGCUACGAUUGGAAGUUGAUGGAAAAGUAGUCGAUUUGCCACCCGUUGAAGGAAUUAUUAUAUUGAAUAUUUUGAGUUGGGGUUCUGGUGCAAAUCCUUGGGGUCCAGAGAAAGAUGAUCAAUUCACAAAACCAAAUCAUUAUGAUGGUAUGCUGGAAAUAGUUGGCGUGACAGGUGUAGUACAUUUGGGUCAAAUUCAAUCCGGUUUACGUUCUGCAAUGCGUAUUGCUCAAGGUGGCCAUAUAAAAAUUCAUUUACAUUCUGAUAUACCAGUUCAAGUUGACGGUGAACCAUGGGUACAGAGCCCAGGAGAUGUUGUCGUAUUGAAAUCCGCACUGAAGGCCACAAUGUUAAAAAAGAAUAAGGCGAAAAUGAAGCGUCGCAACACAGAACCUACAAUGGCGGUUGCGGGCUCAACAGCUCCAUCUAUGUCGCUAGCAAUCGCGCCGCAGGAACAAGACGAAAACUCUGAAAAUAGUACUAACAACACAGACUUCUGAAUAUGGUAUAACGAGCGACUAAUUUAGCGUGCUAAUAUAUAUAAAUUAUAUUUGACGUUCGUAGUGAUACGAAUGAUGAUGACACGGUUAUGAUUAUGAAUAGUUACCAGUAACCAAAUGUAGCCAUGAAUUCCUAAUUGAAGCUUUUAUUUUUUAAGUGGUAUAUUUUUCAUAAAAAAAAUAAAAUAAUUAGUGCUUACCUAUAACGUAAUCCUAGUGAAAUUCCUAUGAAUCUAAGUCGAAAUUUUAGAUAACGUUAUGUGUAAUUAUUUUUUUAUAAAAGAGAAAUUAUUUAAAAAUUUUAUGACCCAGUUGUUGCAGAAUAUCUUGUUGAUUUAUACAUUGAAUUUGUUGUCAUAUCUAUUAGUACGAUAAAGUAGUUGCUCUUACACACUUUUUGUUUUUCGUAAAUAUUAAGCUAACGCGAAGAUUGGAAGAAAAUAUGUGCGAAUAGACGACUUUUGAAAAUAAACUAAAGCUUGACACGAAAUCUUUCCAUAAGAUUAAAACAAGUGAUCCAACCUACUAACAAAAUCUAAACAAUGCUUUUGAAUAUAAAUCCGUAACUUAAUGAAAACUUAUUCCUAAAUGAAUGGAAAUAACAUUGAAAUAUAAAAAAUAGUAUGUGUCAAAGUGUGAAAAAUUAAAUUCUAAACUUCACUUCUGACGAUUGCUUGUUGUUAUAGUGCUACUAAAAACCUUACAAUUAAAACAAAGGAAUGAGUAGUAAAUACAUUUGGAUCGUCAACUUUUUUAUGCAACAUUGCUGAACACAAAACAUUACAACAUUAAAUAGCUAAGUGUGAGAGAAAUAACCAGUCCAUCAUCGCACAUAUUCAUAACGUUUCAUAUUUACGUUAAUGGAUAUCAUAUCUUUCGGUGCAAUUUUACAAUUGUUUGCUCGUCAAAAUAUUUCGAAAUUUUCAAAAAGUGUCAAAACCAUGUAAAAAUUCGAAAUCAAUCUUUAGAUUUAUUCGAUUGUGAAGUAGAUAAUGGUAAAUGCAUCGAUUUUUUGAACAACAAAGAAAAAGCCUUCUUUAUUUCACACAAGCUAUAAUCAAUUAAUUUCUAGAAAGACUGUAAUAGUUGUUUACAUGUAACUUUUCGAUGGUAUGCCUGAUGAGUAAAUGUCUUGAAAAAUAAUAAUAACUAGAACUUCAUUCUUGAAUUGAUAAAACUAUCAUACAACAUCGUACAUUUUAUGUUUUAGUUCUGGUGCCGGUAAAUUUCUUAAACUGAAAUUCGUUUUGAAUGAAUUUGAUAUUUUUAACUGCUCGUAAAAUCAUAAAUCGGCAAAGCUAUACAAAUAGUUUACUGCAUGAAUAAAAGUUUGAAUGAGUUCUACUACGAUGUUGUAUUGAGCUCUCGAGCUUACUACUAACAAUGAAUUGGAUUUGGAAAUUCAAUUCCCUUAAAAAUGAAUCAAUUCAUAUGAAAAAUAAAAACUGACAAGAGCUAAAAUAAUCAAUUUCAACUACCAGAAUUUUAAUAAAAGAGAAAAACGAAUAAAUAAGAAAAUUUUCAAAUUAGUAAAAUAAGAAUUAUAUACGCUUAAUAAAUAUCGUCAGAUAUAACUAAAUAUUAAACAACACUUACUAAAUUACAAAAUGGAAAAAUAUUUACUUGCAUACAUGCUAAAUGUUACCGUCAUUCUUAUUAUAUUUUCUUAAAAUGUUUUCUAUACAAGUCUGUAUACAUGCAUACAUGCUAUUCUCUAUAUUCAUUUGCAGGAAUUUUGUCACUCUAACAUAUUAAUCAUUUCAUUUCAUCAAUAAAAAUGAAGAUAUUUAUUUUUUAAAUUGAAGAUAAAAGAAAUAUAUUAUUGUAAACUGUAAUACUGAUAUUACGUUUUGUAUGGUAUUUUACCAAUAAGUAAAUGCAAAGAAACAAACAAAAAAUAAACAAAAAACGAACAAAAACAAUGCUAAUGGUAUAAAAUUAAAGAGAAACAAAAUUUAAGCAAAACCAAAAAAUCUACAUAGAAAAAUCAGAAUGUAUGUACCACAACAAUUCGUAUAUUUCACAUAUGAGACAUGAAAUUUAUGUACAUAUAAAGAAAGAAUUUUAAAAAUUGUUUACCUUUCCAAAGAUAUAUACAUUGACAUUUAAACAAGAAAAAAGAACCUAUACUAAAACAUAGAAAUAGUACUGGAAUGAAGGAUGAAAUCUUAGAAUGUAAUAUAUGUAAAAAAUUAUAGUUACAAUAAUUUUUAGAACAUUUUUUCCUGUAAUGUAAAAGGAACUAAACUGACAAGCAGACACACAAAAUGCAAAAUAGAAGAUAAAGUUUAGAAAGGAACGACUACUUAAUGUCUAUUUCUAUAUGUGCAACACUUACUAAAUAAAGGAAGCAGCAAAAAGAUUAGGACAUUCAUCUUCACACUCGCACCAUAAAAAGUAACAACAAAAGUACCAUUCAAUUUAUAGCGCAAGAGAAAUAGCAAAAUUAAUUGCAGUAUCCUCACCAAAGAGGCGAAACGAUUUGCGACUUUAUUUUUCGUCUUUAUGCAAAUAGAGAGUAAACGCAAAAAGUGCAAAAUCCGUUUCCUUCUCUCAGUCCUAAUAAAUAUUUGUAUCUCCAUUCAACUGAUUUUAAUUAUUUUUUUAAAAAUAUCUUUAUCAUACUUUUUACGGUUUCUCGAUUUUAUAUGAAUAUAAAAAAAACACGUCGUAUAGCUAGAAGAGCGAUAAGGAAAGUGUGAAUUUGAACAUUUUUAAAUUUAAUAUCUUGAUAUAUACAUAGUAGAAAAAUAAAAGGAGAUAUAAAAAAAUUCAAAAUGACCAAAAAAUAUUAGAAAAAAUUCUAAAAACGAACUGGAAAUGAACGAAUGCCUUAUUUUACAGUAAAAAUGAGGCAACGACCCUUUCUCGGACACGACCAUUAAAUACCAAAUUAAUUUCCGGUUUCAAUGUUAAAUGUCUUGCAACACAACUCGUUGCAAUGAAUUGUAAUCACGAUUAUCAGCGUUCGUGAACUUUCCGGAACACAUAAAAUCUUGGACAGAACCCACUUUUGAUGAUUUACAUGAGAAUAUUUGGGCUAAAUUGUGACUUGGGAUUGAGUGAUACCAACUGAGACGAAAAAAGGAUGUAUGAAACGAAAGCUUGCCGCAUUAUUGGCGGAAUGCUAAAAUAAUGGUAGAGAAACGAAGAAACAAAUUGAAAAGUAUGUAACUGGUUAGCAUAUAAAUGGUGGACGCACAAUUCCUUAAUAUUCUCUGACAUCAUCAGUCUUAUUUAAUUAGAGAUAGAUUCUAGAUAUGAGAAGGCCAAAAUAUAGCUUUCUCAGAAGUGUAAUGAUAAGAAGCCGUUGCUUUUCAUCAAUGCAUUUCUUUGGAAAUUUCCUGAGACAAAAUAUGAUUUUGGAACUUCUCGUCGUUAGAAAGCAAAAAGUGAUGGGGUAGGAAAGUUUAAUUCCUACUACGAUAUUACCACCCAGAAAUAAGGAACAGGGGCUCAGUGAGAUAAAUUGAAAGCUUAUGAAAACUUGGCUAUACGCCUAACACUAUGUUGAUCGUGUACAGCUUAUUUUUCACAGAGAUUUAUUUCACAACACCCUUAUUUUUGGGUCGUACGUUCUAUCACUUUUCCAGAGACAUUUUAUUUUCUAAAAACAAAAUUAGAAAAAUUUAACGUAUAUAUUAUUCAGAGAUGAAUAAUAAAAGCAAAAACCAACAUUCAUUAUUAAAAAAUUACCAAUAUUAUACCCAUAUAAUUAUAUAGAAAUUGAUGUAGUGUUUAAAUAAGGAAAAUAAAGAUUAUUAAGUAUAAAACCAACAAAAACUAUCUUUUCCCUAAAAAGUGAAUAAGCAAAGAAAUAAGAAAAACUAUAUUGACUAAGAAAAAUGGAACGAACGAAGAGAUUUAGUGGUGUAAACGUUAAGAAAUUAAAGAUUCUAUCAAGUAAUAACUGUAGCAAAUCUUGAAAUUAUAUUUAAUUCUUAACAAUACAACAAAUCAUUCCAAUGAAAGGAAAAAAGUUUUUUUUCCGAAAAAAAAAGAAAAGGAAAAUGAAAAGGUGAGCGUGUAGUCACUUUUGAUCGCGGAAAACCAAAUAGAAUAUCUUCCAAAAAAACUAACAAAAACAUCAAAAAACACGCGAUCUAGUUCAACAAAUGCAAAAGCAAACUACCGCAAUCGCAAUUGAGCAAGAAAAACAAAACCACAGUAAAGAAGAGAUUCUAUACAUAAAGCACACCGAAGAAAUCUGAACAAACAAAAAACUAACUUUUCUUCUAAUUGAUGGUUCUUAUGUAGAAUAUAUAUACUCGUAUUUUACUUGAAACAAAGUAAAACAACAAGAAGGAAACUGAGAAAGAAUGUAAGUGCCACAAUUCAAGGUACUUUUUGAUGUGCUUCUAUUCCAUCAACCAUUCAUACGUGUUGUAUGGGAUAGAGACAAUAACUCAAAAACUUACCGAAAUCAUCAAUCAGAAGGUAUAUAUGAAAAUAAUCAAAAAAGGACAAAAAAUAACAGAUUCACUACAAAAAUAUAUAUAAAAAAAUUUUAACAAAAAACCAAUGCAUAAAAAAAACAGAACAAAAAUAGUUGCCACAUAACACAAGACAUGAAUAAAUUAAAAAAAUUAACUAAACAAACCAA
Hermetia illucens (black soldier fly) is the source of this 8626-nucleotide messenger RNA. RefSeq names its product diacylglycerol kinase theta. The record is from RefSeq and is a predicted model, not a curated record. Gene Ontology annotation, molecular function: RNA binding; ATP-dependent diacylglycerol kinase activity. Gene Ontology annotation, biological process: lipid phosphorylation; diacylglycerol metabolic process; intracellular signal transduction. The coding region runs from base 1021 to 4023 and encodes 1000 amino acids. NCBI's taxonomy places the organism in Eukaryota, Metazoa, Arthropoda, Insecta, Diptera, Stratiomyidae. The transcript has 17 exons.